AAAGACUUAUAAGAGGGGUGAUGUCCAGGUGGAGCAUCAUUCAGGUGAGCAUUCACAUGCCAGCGUCUCCACCCUCCAGUGCCUCAGGAUACUUCUUCACUGACGCCGAAACAGGAGUACACCUCCGACUUGUCAAGGUACAGAAAUCCCCUUCCAUGUGCUCAUUCACUGGGGGUCUGACUGGGUUUAUUUGUCGUUUGCUGUCAUAUGACUGUGUCAUCAGUGUCAGAUAAGUUAGAGAAGUGUGUGUGACCGCUGCUUCCACUUCUCUGUUCAUGAUGGGAGUUUUGAUUCUGGUUUGUCAUUAUUGUGUUGUCUCUUUCCAGAUUGUCCUUUAAGUAUGUUGGCAGAAAUGCAGACGAUGGCUUACGUGACCAAUAUCAGGCUGAGCGGAGAUCGGGGGGCCUGGAGCGGAGCGGCUCCCUCCUCCUGCCCCGAGGUGGACCUGGAGGUCAUCGAGGAGUACCUGCAGGAGCACUCGCUGGAGGUCCAGCCUGCGCACGCACAUUCAUCCGCCAUGGGGCAACAGACGCACACAAACUCCCAUCAGGGAACCAGAAUCAUAGAGAAUAGCUGGUCAGGUCAGCAUCCGUAUGAGUGGCACUGUGGCUCUCACACUCCAAAUGAGGAAUAUGAAGAUCAAGCCCUGCCUCCAGCCUGGCAUAGUCCCCAUGACAACCAAUGGGACCACAUUGCAUAUUCCUAUGAGCCGCCUGCAUACACUGACUCAGACUCGCAGUCCAGUAGCUCCCAGUACCAGGAAUACCAAGAUUCCCCCUCACCGUCGUCUGAGAGGGGGGGCAGGAAAGACUCCCUGCCCCUCGCCCCACUUUCAGGAAAGAGGAAGGAGCGGCUGUUCCAGUUCCUCUUUGAGAUGCUCCAGACGCCAUCAAUGCGUAGCUGCAUCUGGUGGGUCCAGUCUUCCGCCGGCACGUUCCAGUUCUCGUCCCAAAACAAGGAGCGUCUGGCACAGCUGUGGGGCCGGCGGAAGGGUAACCGCAAGACCAUGACCUAUCAGAAGAUGGCUCGGGCACUGAGGAACUACUCCCGCACGGGUGAGAUUCAGAAGGUGAAGAGGAAGCUCACCUACCGCUUCGAUGAGAAGACCCUGAGAGGCCUUCAAGGACACUCUAACACUGUGUGAGGACUGUGAUGGAGGGUGUAUGUAAGCAGAGAAAUAGAAUAAGCACAAUGGAUAUUCAGAGGAAAUCACUGUGGUUCUCUCAUCAAUGUUCCCUUCUGCUGAUUUUAAUUUUAUAGUCUGCAGAAACAAAUGAAUACUGAGUAUUUGAGAAGCCAGAAGAUGAAACACUGCAGGUCAGAGGUCUCUGCAGAUACAGGACCAUACAGGAGAUGGUAUAAGGAAGGACCAGGAAAUGUUGGUGGUGAUGCAAAGAAGCAAACUCAUUGUGUGAAAAGUCAGCUGGUGUUAAAAAAUUCUGUAAAUCUAAAAGGUUAUCACAUAAUAUCUACUUUAUAAGUAGAACUUAAGUCAUUCUUAAGAUAAAAGUUGUGGUUUUCUGUUUUUUGUGAUAUUCAGCAGAUGCAAGAUAAUUUUUUAAACUUCUUAAGAAAAUUAGAUUGUGUAAACAUGAUCUGUGUGUGAUCAGUCUGAACAUAUCUUUUUUUAAGAUGAAUAAAUGAAUUUGGAAAUAUUUUCAG
Chelmon rostratus (copperband butterflyfish) is the source of this 1662-nucleotide messenger RNA. RefSeq names its product transcription factor Spi-B. The record is from RefSeq and is a predicted model, not a curated record. Gene Ontology annotation, cellular component: nucleus. The transcript is spliced from 5 exons. Lineage: Eukaryota; Metazoa; Chordata; Actinopteri; Chaetodontiformes; Chaetodontidae. Gene Ontology annotation, biological process: regulation of transcription by RNA polymerase II; cell differentiation. Bases 341 to 1144 code for a protein of 267 amino acids. Gene Ontology annotation, molecular function: DNA-binding transcription factor activity, RNA polymerase II-specific; sequence-specific DNA binding.